This is a messenger RNA of Suncus etruscus (white-toothed pygmy shrew), 2627 nucleotides long. RefSeq names its product G protein-coupled receptor 17 (gene GPR17). The record is from RefSeq and is a predicted model, not a curated record. Bases 152 to 1171 code for a protein of 339 amino acids. Gene Ontology annotation, molecular function: G protein-coupled receptor activity. Gene Ontology annotation, biological process: phospholipase C-activating G protein-coupled receptor signaling pathway; positive regulation of Rho protein signal transduction. The transcript has a single exon. Lineage: Eukaryota; Metazoa; Chordata; Mammalia; Eulipotyphla; Soricidae. Gene Ontology annotation, cellular component: membrane.
AGAAUUAAGGUGUCCUGGGGGUGAGUUUGAAGGCCAUCAAGGGCAGUUCUGGACCUCUGCAAAGGGGAAUGCCUCACUGAUCCCAGGCUUGCUGGUACUUAUAUAUUUACUCCUCUCAGGCUUGUCCUUAAGCCCUGUCUCCGGCUGAAGUAUGAAUGGCCUUGAGUUGGUCUCCCCAGGUCUGACUGCCAACACCUCCCUGACCACAGCUGAGCAAUGUGGCCAGGAGACGCCACUGGAGAACAUCCUCUUUGCCUCCUUCUACCUUCUGGAUUUCAUUUUGGCUUUUGUUGGCAAUGCCCUGGCCCUGUGGCUUUUCAUCCGGGACCACAAGUCAGGCACGCCAGCCAACGUGUUUCUCAUGCAUCUGGCAGUGGCCGACUUGUCCUGUGUGCUAGUCCUGCCCACACGCCUUGUCUACCACUUCUCUGGAAACCACUGGCCGUUCGGGGAGAUCCCAUGUCGACUCACUGGCUUUCUCUUCUACCUCAACAUGUAUGCCAGCAUUUACUUUCUCACCUGCAUUAGUGCUGACCGCUUCCUGGCCAUAGUGCACCCUGUCAAGUCUCUGAAGCUUCGAAGGCCCCUCUACGCCCACAUGGCCUGUGCCUUCCUCUGGGUGGUGGUGGCUGUGGCCAUGGCCCCUCUGCUCGUGAGCCCACAGACCGUGCAAACCAAUCACACGGUUGUCUGUCUGCAGCUGUACCGGGAGAAGGCCUCCCACCAUGCCCUGGUGUCUCUAGCUGUGGCUUUCACCUUCCCAUUCAUCACUACGGUCACCUGUUACCUGCUGAUCAUCCGCAGUCUGCGGCAGGGUCCCCGUGUGGAAAAACGCCUCAAGAACAAAGCUGUGCGUAUGAUCGCCAUGGUGCUGGCCAUCUUCCUGGUGUGUUUUGUGCCCUACCAUGUCAACCGCUCUGUCUAUGUGCUGCACUACCGUGGCCAUGGUACCUCGUGUGCUGCCCAACGUGUGCUAGCCUUGGGCAACCGCAUCACCUCCUGCCUCACAAGUCUCAAUGGGGCACUUGACCCUAUCAUGUACUUCUUUGUGGCUGAAAAGUUCAGAGAUGCCCUCUGCAAGCUGCUUUGUGGGAAACGGCUCUCGGGCCCACCUCCCAGCUUUGAAGGCAAAACCAACGAGAGUUCAAUGAGUGCCAGAUCAGAGCUGUGAAUGCUGGGUGUACCCAUUCUAGGGUGGCUGCCAUCCAGAUCCUGCUCUCCAUCUCAUUAUCCGACACUUUCCCUCUAUGACAAUAGAAAUUGGAAGCUUGGAGAGUCACUGAUACAUCCCACACAGAGAGACUCAUCUCUCACCUCCAAUCAGCUCUGACUACACUGACAGCCUUCACUCUUUCAUAUGCAUGUGUGGUAAAGCAGAAGAACACUGUGAUUUCGCAGACGCAUAUCUCUAAGAGGCUGAUAGUGACCCAUCUGCAGACUGUGCUGUAAUCCCCCACAGCCCCGCCUCAGCAACCAGAUACUUGGUGACUUCAUCCCUGCAUUAAGGAAGGGUGAGGAAGUAUGAGAACCCUCCCCAACAAUGAGUGUCUUUCUUUUCCAAGUGCUGCCUGCUAGACUCCCAGCCUCUUUCCCACUGAAGAGAGGCAUGGAGAUGAGACGUUGCAGAAAGAGUCUCAGUAGGUAUCUGCAAAUGACUUCAGAAAAAGGAACUGAAGAACAGAAGAUGAGGGCUAGAUAUUUUCCAGGAAGUGUAAAAGAAAGUACUUUGAGGUCCCUUUAUGGUCAGGAGACUUGUGAAUUCAGGGGACAUGAACUAUAUGCAUGAUCGCCAAGCACUCAAUGUAUAUUCUGUGCAUGCAAGUCAGCAGGUGACCUCCAGCGAACAAGCAACAUCAGCCCAAUGUGGGGUUCUCCAUCCCUUUUGCUGCGAUCCUAUAAGAUCUGGCCUGAAAAUUUCUGGAGCUUCUUCUAUGAAAUUCCAUGCAUACCUGCUCUUUGGAGUCUGGGUUGGGCACACAGCAUAGGCCAUGAUCACAAUCAUGGAGUUUGUACCAUAAGGGGAUACUUGGGCUAGAGAGAAGAACCCAGUGUGUGAGCCUGUCUCACUAACUCAGUCCCAACAAUGGGUGUCCUGAUCCCACUUUUCUUCCAAGAAGCGCACACGAGCCUCUUUGGCCAAGCUGGAAGUUGAUUCACUUUAUUGGGUGACAAGAAUGAUCCUAAUGAUUGAGUGACUAAAGAAGCCCUGUAGUAAGAAAGAGGCCUGACAGUGAAAGAUGUUGAGAAUUUAAGAGGAAGUUUGCAGGAAUUUUUGGGUCUGUCCACAAAGUGGUUACAGGGACCCCUACUGUCCUGGGAAGUGGACAACAGGUGUGAAGUUGACAACAGGUGUGCCUGCUGCACUGCAGAUGCUAGAAGAGAUCUAUACUGAGAGAGAGCUAAGUGGCAUUGUAGACUACUGGUUGAGCUGGAUGCUCAUAAAAGGAGAGAGGGAGGCAGAAAUAGUGGGCACUUGCUCCAGUGGGUGGUCAGGUGUUUUCCCCAAGAAGGAAGAAAGGUGUGCUACCUAUGAAGGGGGUGCAGGCUGCCCCCAGAGUGUGAGUCCUGAGGAAGUAAGAAGUGAAGCCAUCAUUAUAGGGAGAGGGUUGUGUGUAUGUAGGGCAAUG